Molecule: messenger RNA, 1254 nt
Organism: Gymnodraco acuticeps
Lineage: Eukaryota; Metazoa; Chordata; Actinopteri; Perciformes; Bathydraconidae
Exons: 6
Coding region: 57-1163 (368 amino acids)
Molecular function (GO): nucleotide binding
Source: RefSeq, a predicted model, not a curated record
UAGAUGGGCGUGACUUCGCCACUAUAAGAACUGCAGGAACAUGCAACUCGUCCAACAUGGCAACCAGGUGGGGAAUCUGCAGCACUGGGAGGAUCAGUCAUGACUUCACUGUGGCUCUGAAGACCCCUCCUCAUGAAGACCACCAGGUUGUGGCUGUGGCAGCUCGUAAAUUAGAGGAUGCACAGCAGUUUGCCACAAAGCACAGCAUCUCCCGAGUUUACGGCAGCUAUGAGGAGCUGGCCAGAGAUCCAGACAUAGAUGUUGUGUACAUUGGAGUUUACCACCCCUACCGUCUGCUGCUCUUCACAAAUGCCAAGAAGAACGUGCUGUGUGAGAGGGAGGUGAAGGAGAUUCUGUCCUCUGCCAAAAGGAAUUAUGUCUUUCUCAUGGAGAUGCACUGUCCAUUCUGUGGGUCCAGCGUGACAGCUCCCCAUGGUGUUUGUGGUGUCUGUGGCAGAGACAUCACGUUUCUAAAGGAUGUGGCUAACAAAGUCCCAGAGGAGAUGCCCACCACUAGUGCACAUCUAAGUGCACAGCCUAGCACCAGUGCAGCAGGAAGCUCAGCUGUAGUGUCCUUAUAUAGGGAAAUAAAAAAGAAACAGAAAAUAGUGAAGAUUUCUGUUGGAGUAAUGAGGAUGAUGGAUGGCUUCCUUAUACCUGUGAGAGGGAGGUCACUUCCCCUUGAUGUCGAACCUCAAUGGUCAUGUCAAGAACUGUUGACUGCUGCCAUAAAAAAGCAGAAAGCUUUUAAACAGGUCGUGGAAGAUGGUGCCCAUGUUUUGUUAUACCCUGAUGCGAGGGAGAUUACAAAUAUACCCGGAACGGACAUCCCUUUCACAGUGGAGAUGUACAAAAAUGCCAGUGGAAAGGCCUACCGACGAAUUGCGUUGUACAUCUGUACUGUUGAAGACUUUGAAAACAGUUGUGUCGCGUACUGCGCCCGGCAAAUUCAGGUCCUGAAGGACCCUGAGGUCAUGAGCCAGCGGGUGGAAUACAAGGAUACCAUGGAAGAACUCUACAAACUGGGACUUAAGCCCGCUUUGCUCUUCCCCGCUCAGCUUCGCCUCACACUGUCCGGUGGAGGCAAAAAGUGGAUCGGCUCUGUGGAGGAAGCAAAGAAGUACAUCGCCACCCUCCAGAAGUCAUCGGAACCGCAAAAGUGACCUUGUGCCUGUGCCCGGGAGAUGAGUGGAAGCCAUCUCUGCCGUCAGUGUUGUCUCUCUUGAACUUUCAAAUAAAUGUGGAUUAAUGCCA